UGUAUUUUUGUUUGGGCCAGCAUUUUGUGGCAAGGAAUUAAAUUUAAAAUAAAAAUUGCAAGUUCCGAAGAUUUAAUGGACUCUACAAUAUCGGUAUCCAAGGGCGUGUUCGUGUUCAAAAACGGAGCCACCAAAGCAAAAACCCGUCGGAAAGCGCAAAAGUGCAACAGCCUGCUGGACCGCACGACAGCAAGUGCCUUGUGGUACCGGAGCUAUGAGACGCUCUGGACCAAGGUCCGCGAUCAGCUGGACAAGCUGCUGUCCGGCAGUUACGAGAAGAUUUUGGACGAUUUGCUGAGCUUCGUGGAGGGAUGCUACCAAAGUUUGGAGUACAGUGGCGUUCUGCCCACGGCGGCCCUGCUAACCGGCAUCAAUCAGAUCGAUCACCUGGCGCAGUUAGAGGCACUGGCGGGAAAUAUUAGGAACAAUACGUUUUCGUUGGUGGUUCUGCUGCAGUCGCGGGAUUGUCCCAGCAUGAAGGCCGCAGUAGAGACGUUGGUGUCCGGGUUUGUCGAGGAGAAGGAGGAAGAUAGCGAGAGUAGGCGUCUGAGAAGAAAUCAGCUGAAUUUGGGGGUGCUGCGGGCGUGGUAUCUGGAAAAGUAUCAGCAGAUGGACCGGAAGCCGAAUCUGGCGAUUAUAGUGCCGGAUUUUGAGUUGUUUGGACCGGAGGUGCUACAGGAUUUGAUUUUGGUUUUGAAUUCAUAUGCAGCGGAGUUGCCGUUUGUGCUGGUAUUCGGAGUGGCCACGUCGGUUGCCACGAUUCACAGUGUGCUGCCAUAUCAUGUGACCAGCAAGAUCAAACUGAGUAUAUUCCAGUCGGAACCGUCGAUAGUUAAUUUGAACAAGGUCCUGGACAGUGUCCUCCUGACGCCCUACUGUCCGUUUCAUCUGUCCGGAAAAACGUUCAAGCUGCUGACGGACAUUUUUCUUUUCUACGAUUUCUCAGUGAAGGGAUUUGUGGAGGGGUUUAAGUACGCUCUGAUGGAGCAUUACUUUCAGGGUACGAUCUACGGACUGUGCAGUGUGACCAGUGACCGUGAGGAAUUGGAGGAAGCAGUUGAUCAGCUGAGUGCUGCCGAUUUGGAGAGCAUCCGACAGUUGCUGUCGUUCCGACCGCUGAUCGAGUCGUUGGACAAUCCCCAGGAGGUGAUUGAUUUUCUCACCAAAGACGAUUACUUGCGGCGGAUGUUGCCAUCGAUUCUGCUGGAGGUCCACAACUUUUGGUUCACGUUUCACUGCACGCUUGAGAUGAUGCAGGUUUUGGUACAGGACCUACCGAGGACUCCUUUGGGGAAGCAGUUGAGAGAGUUGUACGGUCAAUGUAUAUCGACGGAUGUGACCCAAAGAGUCGAGUUCCGGGAGUGUAUGCAGCUGGUAUCGUUCAUGUCCAAAGAGGAGAUUCUCGCUAAAGUGGUCAAGAUGAUGGAGGUUAUUCAGAAGUACAUGGAACGAAACGACGAGGCGACCAUUCGUGGGGAAACCAUUUUUGAGGUUGAUCUUUUGGAGAAGAUUAACACCGAUUUGGAACGAUUUGCCAAUGAGAUUGUCAAAGCUGGAAUGGAGCGAAUGGCGGUGGACGCCGAGGAGACGGCGGCAAGUUUGAUUGUAUCCCCUAAGAUGAAUCGGCAAGAGCUGAAAGAGAGACUGUUGAAUGCAGCACGGCAACCGAGAAUGGAAUCGCCCUUCUUUAAAUCUGUUGGCAAUUUGGUAUCCUAUCUGACGGAGGAAGUCUUCCGGAAGUACCUUCGCCCAUUCAACCGGGGCCCGCCGUUGAUUGAACUGUUCGUGUACAGUGACUCGGCAACGAUCCGAAGGCAUAUUGUGGGAGUGCCACGUGCAGCGGUACACACGGCACUCAACAAUCCCCAUUACUAUCUGCAGUGUGAGUGCUGCGAGCUGGACGAGGAUUGCAGUCUGGUUCCGACCCUGCCGGACCUGUCGGUGGCGUACAAGCUGCAUCUGGAGUGCGGACGAAUGAUUAACCUGUUCGAUUGGCUGCAAGCCUUCCGCACGGUGGUGGACGAUGGCAGUUCGGACGACCAGGAGCGACAGGUGGAUCCCCAGAUACAAGCACGUUUCACCCGUGCAGUAGCAGAGUUGCAGUUUCUCGGUUACAUCAAAACAUCCAAGCGAAAGACCGAUCACGUCGCGAGGUUGACCUGGUAA
Ochlerotatus camptorhynchus is the source of this 2166-nucleotide messenger RNA. It is a transcript of the gene Orc3, whose product is annotated as origin recognition complex subunit 3. Lineage: Eukaryota; Metazoa; Arthropoda; Insecta; Diptera; Culicidae. The coding region runs from base 76 to 2166 and encodes 696 amino acids. Gene Ontology annotation, molecular function: DNA replication origin binding. Gene Ontology annotation, cellular component: nuclear origin of replication recognition complex; DNA replication preinitiation complex; nuclear pre-replicative complex. The record is from RefSeq and is a predicted model, not a curated record. The transcript has 5 exons. Gene Ontology annotation, biological process: DNA replication; DNA replication initiation.